AUGCAAAAGUACAUGUAUGAGAAAGCAAUGGCCCAAGAGACAAGGAACGGAGGAACCUCUACGUUAAACAACAACAACGGUGUUGACAACAGUAAGAAGAAGCUGCUCAUAGCGCUGGACAUCAUCUGUCUUCUACUUGCUAGCCUGCCUUUCCUGAUCAUUGAGACUAGCACCAUAAAGCCGUACCAGCGCGGGUUUUACUGUUCGGACGAGUCCAUCCGCUUCCCCCGAAAAGAGGGCGACACCAUUAGUGAUGCCGUGCUUUGUGGUGUUGGCAUCCUUAUUGCCAUCUUCUCUAUUGUGAUCGGAGAAUGCUUCAGGAUUCACCAACUACAUGAGGGAACUAAGUCUUUCGUUGGGAAUCCUUAUGUCGCAGCCCUCUACAAACAGAUGGGUGUGUUUCUCUUUGGAUGUGCCGUCAGCCAGUCAUUCACAGACAUUGCCAAGGUGUCAGUGGGUCGCAUGAGACCCCAUUUCCUAGAUGUGUGUAAACCAGAUUUCUCUACCAUCAACUGUUCCCUGGGGUACAUCACUAACUAUACCUGCACUGGCGAAGAGAGCGACGUACAGGAGGCCAGGAAAUCCUUCUUCUCAGGACAUGCCUCUUUUUCGAUGUUUACCAUGCUUUACCUGGCUUUCUAUCUCCAGUCCAGGUUUACAUGGCGCGGCGCUCGUCUACUCCGCCCACUGCUCCAGUUCACCCUGUUGAUGAUGGCCUUUUACACCGGCCUAUCACGUGUCUCUGACCACAAGCACCACCCGACUGAUGUCCUGGCAGGCUUUGUGCAGGGAGCCCUGGUGGCCUACUGCAUAGUGUUCUACGUGUCAGACUUGUUUAAGCCUCGGGUGAAGCCAGCCACACCCCCGCCCUCCCCCAUCAAGAAGGAGCUGCUUCCUUCAUCCGACAUCAUUGACAGAAACAACCACCACAACAUGGUGUGAAAGAGGCCACAACGUCUUCCUGUGACUGAGGAGCCAAUCCCAGCGCUGCUCACCUCCCAUCGGACAGUAGAAUGUAGCGACGAGAGACUGUAGCUGCUUCUCAAAUGGCAUCCUCCUCCCUUUUUGCAGUGCCCAGCGAGGUGCUUUGUGGACUAGGGUGUCAGAUUUGAGAUUUGCACAGCAGAGUCCACUCUCACUAUCCAGACUUAUUAUUUACUAUUAUGUUAACUACUAAUCAACAUUUGAGCCCAUCAUUUUGAGCACAAGCAGAAAAGAAUUGGAAGCUAAAAGACAAAACGAAUUAAGAAAUUGAUGACUUGACAGGCAGAGCUGAGGGUGUGGAGGUUUGAUGGAAGUGUAACCACAGAAAGGAAACUUUUGAAGAAAAAGAAAUGAAGAAAAGAGACAAAAAAAGACAAACCCCCUGCCUAGGGAGAGAGUGAUGCUUCCUCUCUGAACUCUCUGUGGCCUUGGAACGCCGUAGGACAACAACUUCCUUAGCUACAGGAAGGAUAUUACUGCAAUAACUAGCAGCAUAGAAAUAUUAACAGUAUAGAAAAAUAUAACUUAUAGCACUGUUUUUAAGUUCAUUGUCCAUUAUCACCACUUGCUGCCUGAGAUGUCUAACUGAAAGAAAACUUGAUGAUGCUGACACCCACGAGACAGAAAUAUGAACUCCUAGAAGCCGACCGAGCCUGGUGUGGUGGUUUCCCUCCAUACUCAGGCAGGAUAAUGUUAACAUAGAAUUUAAUAACAAUAAUCCUGUACCAGUAGGCCGCUGUAAGGAUUGUAUACUGAUCUUCUUAGGCCUUUUAUCAGGUUUCAGAGCAGUACUUUGGCUGUCGCUUUAACUUUUUUGACUGAUCCACACGACAUCAGUAUCCCAAUAACAGAAAGAAAUAAAGCCCUGCGACUUCAUAUAACUCUGUCUCGGCAUUAGCACGUCAAGAUUUUUGUUGUGGACUUUCAGAGCGGCCCAAACCCGGGAUGUUGCAUUUCUUGAGGGUUAGAUGUAGUAAAGGGGGGAUAUUUUCUGUGGAAGGAGGGAGGCAGAUCUCGCAGCCUCCCAGCACCUGUAUAAGAGGCGUGGCUGUGCCAUGCCACUUCCUGGUGUUGGGGCCAUCUGUUUGGCUUUCUAAACAGGAAGGGGAUGGGUGGGCAGAGUGAAGGGGUGCGGUCUGUCACCGUGGAAAGAGGGUGAUGAUUUACAGCUAAGCUGGCACAUUAUUUUGGGAUGAUUUGGGCUCUUUCCGCUGGAAGGGAGGGGCUCUCACCCACCCAAUCACUCAUUGGCAAUAGAUGUUUGUCUCUCAGUGUGUGUGUGUGUCCUGUACACUCUUGUGCUUGUGUGGGUACACUUGUGCUUGUACAUGUACAUCUUAUGUGUGUUUGAAUGUGUUUACAUAUGUAUGAGCGCUGUGCCCUGUGAAAUGGAACCCCUUCUUGAUAAACUAUGUGUGUCAUGAAACACGCACACUGUCAGCUGUGCCAAGUGUGUGUUUUUGUGUGUGUGUGUGCCACUGUGUCAGAGAGUGAGAGAGCAGGUGAAUGUUAUAAAAACUGUGGAUCUAAUAUUUUUUAUUCUUUGCUAAAAAGCAUCUUUAACCUUGUAUGUUUAUAGCCUGUCCUGUAUAAUCACUAACAAUUGUACAGAUACAGAUGCCCUUUUUAUUUACAGCCUACUCAGAAAUCCUCCUCCAACAACACACUCCGCCAUGUUGCACAUCUUUCUCAUCGUAUAGUCCGUCCUAUCAUUUCACAAAGCCGUUUUCACACUCUUUUUAUAAAUAUAUAAAUAAUGUAUAGAUCACUAAAAUUAACUCUGUAAGAUAUUGUUUCUUACCAUGUUUAGAUAUAUCCACUAUCAUUACAGACCUGUGUUCUUUACAAAAUGCUGCUUAAAAAGCAUCAAUUGACAGAUUUUUGUAUUUAGAUAACUAAACUAUUGUAGAUUGUUACAGUUAUGUUUGUAAUAUGCAUUCAAAAACAAAAAACACCUACAAUUGUAUUAAAAUUCAAUAUUAGUAUUUUUGUAUUGUCUCGUUUUUUUGUACAAAGACAUAGUUGCAAUGCUGUUUUUUUCUGCUAAAUGUACUUAGCUCUAAUACAUGUGCUUUUAAAUAAAAAGCUCAGUAUGAACACAA
This is a messenger RNA of Morone saxatilis (striped sea-bass), 3086 nucleotides long. It is a transcript of the gene plpp3, whose product is annotated as phospholipid phosphatase 3. NCBI's taxonomy places the organism in Eukaryota, Metazoa, Chordata, Actinopteri, Moronidae. The record is from RefSeq and is a predicted model, not a curated record. The coding region runs from base 1 to 942 and encodes 313 amino acids. Gene Ontology annotation, molecular function: phosphatidate phosphatase activity. The transcript is spliced from 7 exons. Gene Ontology annotation, biological process: canonical Wnt signaling pathway; phospholipid dephosphorylation; phospholipid metabolic process.